CCGGGGCUGCGCCGCCGCCGCCGAGCGCGCUGUGGGAGCACCGCGCCUGCCGCACUUGAAAAGAAAGUGCAAAGGAGGUGUUUCCCUCCAUUGGCUCAUCUUCACUGUACCUCUCCCAUUCUGCUUCCUCCUCCUUAUAAUCCCCAAGUGAAGAUGAGGAGCCUGCUGCGAAUAUGACAUCCGUGACUAGUGUCAUUGCCUCCCACCAGUCUGAGUGGGUGUCCUUCAAUGAUGAGCUGAUCCUCCCUGUUAGCCCACGAGGUAGCACUGAGGAGCCUCUGGAGAAAUGUUUUAAUUCCUCAGACACCUCCCCAGAAGAGAACCAAAAUGCAGAUGGAGAAUUUAAAGACCUUUUCUGCACACAGUUGGAAGAGGCAGCUGACCAAACCAAGGUGGAUUCUGCUGUGCUUGGUAACCGUGUGUGUCCUAGCACUGAUCUGUCAUCAUCCAUCAGUGCUUGGGUUCAGUUUGAAGACGCCUCAUGGACUAGUGCUUCAUCAACCCACCCACAAACAGUGUCUGCAUCAAAAGUACCCAGCUGGACCUCCCCCUCUUCCAACUCUUCUGAGAGGCAAGCCCAUGCCUCAGAGAGCAGCUGGACAACCAACUCAGAGGACACCAGCAGCCCAAGCAUUGCUCCCUCCUACACAGAUCUGCAGUCAAUUAAUACUGAGGACUUGACCAGUGGUAGAACAUCUGCAGCAGAUUCAGCUGACAAUUCCUCGUCUCUCCAGGAAGAUGAAGAGAUAGAUAUGGAGGCUGUCAACUGGCAGCUGAACAACACCUCUGUGAAUGGGCAUUCGUCUACCCCAACCACAGUCCGCUUUCCCAGCUGGGUGACUUUUGAUGACAAUGAAGUCAGUUUUUCACCGCAGAACCUUUCUCCCUUGAAAACAAAUACCCCGUCUGCAGAAACACAGGCUCCAGAUGUUAACUUUAACCUCACUACAUCCUUGAAGAAAAGAGAACGUCCUAAAAGCACAUUGGGGGACCUCUCUAAAAUUCAAAAACUAGAUCUCUCCUCCCUAACCAAGUUGCCUUCUGUUGAAACACCACCAUGGAGUGCUACUAAUCCCUUUCUGGAUGAAUCUCUCCGAGAUGUCCAACCCUCACCCAUCAAUCCAUUCAGCUCCUUCUUUGAGGAGCGAGAGAGGCGUUCCAAAAGCUCUUCUGUCUCCAGUGCUCCAGGCAAAAGCCAAAGAGACUCUCUCAUUAUUCUCCAUCAAGAGCCUGAUACCAUCAGUUUCCAUGAGGCAAACAAAAGUCUAACCCACACAGAUGCUGUAGAGCAGCUCAAACAACUCCAGAUUGGAGACCCAGAUCAUGUGAGCAGUUCUACUUUGCCUGAUGAUGACCCCAUGAUGCCAUAUGAUCUGGAUGCAGCUUUAUUUAACCUGGCACCAGCUCAGCCAAAGGAUGGAUGGCCAAUGAUGCUCAGGAUCCCAGAGAAGAAGAAUAUUAUGUCAUCCAGGCACUGGGGACCAAUAUAUGUCAAGCUGACCAACAGUGGAUGUAUACAGCUUUUUUAUGAGAAGGGGCUAGAGAAACCUUUCCGGGAACUCAAACUGGAAAUCAAUCAUGAGAUUUCGGAGCGCAAACUCCAGAACUACGACGAGAAUGGAAGGAUACACAGUGUGCGGUUGGAUCGCACAACGUACAAGGAGAAAAAGAAGUAUCAGCCUAAACCAGCCAUUGCACACACAGCAGAGAGAGAGCAAAUUAUCAAGCUUGGGACUACAGAUUAUGAAGACUUCCUUAGCUUCAUCACUGCUGUGCAAGACACACUGAUGAACUUGCCAGCUUCAUCAACAGAUCUGAGCACAGUGGGACUGAACUAUCAAGAAGAAGAAAUCACUGUUGAUGUCAGGGAUGAGUUUCAUGGCAUAUUGGCCAAGGGAGACAGUGCGAUUCUCCAGCACUGUGUGCUGACCCAUAUCUAUGUUCUCAGCUUCCUUUCUGGCCUGGCAGAGUGCAGACUGGGCCUUAAUGAUAUCCUGAUCAAAGGGAAUGAAAUAGUUGCAAGGCAGGAUAUUAUGCCCACUACUACCACUAAGUGGAUUAAAUUAUACAGCUGUCAGUUCCAUUCAUGUGUGGAUGAGGACAUGUUUAAUAACUCCCGUAUUAUCCUGUUCAACCCUUUGGAUGCCUGCCGGUUUGAACUGAUGCGAUUCAGAACUGUCUUUGCUGAGAAAACUUUGCCUUUUACUCUGAGGACAGCUGCCAGCAUCAAUGGUGCUGAGGUGGAGGUGCAGAGCUGGCUGAUGAUGUCCACGGGAUUCUCUUCCAAUCAUGACCCUUUAACUCAGGUCCCUUGUGAAAACGUGAUGAUCCGCUACCCAGUGCCAAAUGAGUGGGUGAAGAACUUCCGCAGGGAGAGUGUCCUGGGGGAGAAAUCUUUGAAAGCCAAGGUGAACAAGGGAGCCACUUUCGGAUCAACUGGUCUGUCUGGUUCUGAGCCAGUAAUGAGAGUAACUUUGGGAACUGCCAAAUAUGAGCACGCCUUUAAUUCCAUCGUAUGGAGGAUAAACCGACUGCCUGACAAAAACUCAGCUUCUGGCCAUCCUCACUGCUUCUUCUGUCACCUAGAGCUUGGCUCUGACCGGGAAGUGCCUUCCAGUUUUGUCCGCUAUGUAGAUGUGGAAUUUGACAUGCCCACUACUUCUGCAUCCAAAGCUGCUGUUCGGUCCAUCUCUGUUGAGGACAAGACCGAUGUGAGGAAGUGGGUCAACUAUUCAGCACACUACAGUUACAAGGUUGAAAUAGAGCAGAAAAAAAGCUUGAAUGAGGAUCUGAAGGGAGAAAAUACAGCAAAUGUCAAUGAAUGCGCUACGCAGUGAAGGAAGAUCAGUCUGCAAGUCCCAAGAGGGGUGGUCAAACUAACAGACCUGAAAGAACGGACUUGCAGGGUUUGGGUAUUUUUCUGUUAAAUUAUAGAGUACUACUUUUAAAAUAAUACUCUGAAGAGUAUUAUUUUUUGCUGUGUGAUGAUCCAUACUUUGAGAAGAAGCUCAUCAGCGGUUUGUUUGGAGCAGACCCUUGGGCUUUUUCUGGAAGGAUACAAGUACAGUUGUAGAGUCAAGCCUGCCUUUUCUGCCUCUUCACCAUCUAGGUUCUGCACUCAAGUAUGGUCUGGCAACCAUCACAGCCAGAAAGCAGCCUUUAUCUCACUUACAAUCUUACCCUCCUACAUUAAGCAUUUUAUUUAUAUGCCUUUUGAUUUGGUCAUUGACUGAAUCACUUCCUUCUGAACUGCCAAAAUAAAAUCCAGGUAGCAUCAAGUGAAAAAUUAUAUAAAAUCUCCUUUUCGAAGUGGUCAACAGAGUGAAAACCCUGAACAUCAUUCUGGAGAAUCAACACACUCUGCAACAUAAACAUAAAGAAUGAUCUCUAUGUUUAAGCUGACGAACUACAGACAGGACAGACAAUUAUGUAGCUGUUCUUUUGUUCACCCCUUCCUGUCUCAUCCCCCAAAAUGACAUCAUUGUGCACAUUUUCAUGGGGUCUGCACAAGUUACAAGAAAGCCUCUGCGAUUUCUUGAAAAUUUUAUUUUUUUACUCUGAGCUGUUCUGUUAUCUUGACUGAACGUGGUUAUGGCUGCUAGCAACAGGGAAUGUGUGUUGUAAUAGAGGAGAUACAGGAGAGACUUUGCUAAGAUUAGAUCAUUCCUGCCUAGAAAGAUAUUUAAGGGAAAAACAUGGGGGGUUAGUUUUGGGUUUGGGGGGGUUUAUAUAUUUUCUUGGAUGGGUAAGGUGGGUGGUUAUUGAAAAUGUCAUAACACAAUUACUUUAAGAGACAAUGUUGUGUGCUUUCCUGAAAAUCCUUGGAAGUCCAUGCAGCACAAUAUUAUUUUCAUGUUCUUUCCUGAACCUACAAUAUAAGUAACUUGUAUCUUCAUAAUUCCCAAAUCUUUGUUCGCGAAGCCUAGCCAUGAUCUUCAUAAUACUCCCAUUAACUGGGCCCCAAAAUCUUUUCGAAAAAAUAACAACACGCUUCUAUUAUGGAGAUUUUUUUAAUCUCUACUUUGGCUGGAAGUAACAGCAAGUCUUAAAACUUCUUUCUAAAAAAAAAAUGCAGAAGACAUAAAUCACUCACAUAUAUUUUCAGAGAAAACAGUGUUAAAAGUACCCAUUUUUAGUUGUUUCUAUGGCUUGUGUAAUAUUUUGUCUUGUAAUUUUAAAUGUAAAAAAAUAAUUUAUUAAAUCAUUUGUCUUUUGAAAGGUUACUACUGACUUUAAAAUACACAUUUGGAAAGCCGUGGUAAUGUAAUUUAAAAUCAUAGUGAAUUAAAAUGAAAGCUUUUUUUAUAAAUUUAUUUUAUUUUACAAUGAGUAUAACAGAAAAUUAAUACACUCUUGAUUUAAUACUUUCACUGUGACUACUAUGAAAAUUAUUACAAUGUUAAAAUCCCAAAUAAAACAUGAGAUUAAUUACAUUGAGUCUGAAACUGGUAGUUGUAGAAUUUAAAACAAAUUAUAGGGAACUUAUAAAUGCCUUUUUAUAUGCACCUAAAUUUCAAGCCUAUAUCAUCCUAGUGAUACAUACUUAACACAGGUACACCACUGUAAAUAUGUAAAGUCUCAGUCCUUCUAGGACUUCUUAAUAAACAUGCAGGUAGCCCUACUCGAGCCCAGGGAGCUCCUCAGAGCACACCAGUUAGUACUAAGCAUUUGCAACAUCCUUCUGUAAAUGGAAGAAUGCUAUUAAUUUUUAUGAGGAAUUUUGAGAUCAGUGGAUUAAAAUUACUGAUAUUAUUAAAUGAUUCUGCCCCAAGAGCAUGGGGCUGAAUUUGUGACUGAUUGUCAGCUCUGUUACAGACUGGCUGUGAUGAGUUGCAUGGCAACUCCUCUCUAAAAAAUUCAUUCUUCUGUUCUAAGGCAGUCAAAGAACUUCUGGGUAUUUUUCCUGUUUUUCACUACAGCUCCUAGUGUACAGUUUCUGAAAUCCCAUCAGCAAGAAAUCCAAGAAAACCAAGCUGAAGGAGUGCUGAGAUAUUACUGAGGAAGUGUGAGAAUGUUUUGUGAAAGAAAUGGUUGGGAGGUUUCCUACUCUGAGCUGUAGGCUCAAUGUCUUAAUUUUUGCCUAUUGCCCCCCAGCCCAUGGACACACAGAUAAAUAAAUUUAUGUUGUACUCCUUAAAGAGGAAUAAAUUUAUGUUGUACUCCUUAAAGAGGGAAGAAAAUAAAAGGAAUAUCAUUUUCCAUCUCUGUUGAAUUCUUAAGCCAUUCAGCCUCUGUCAUAUUUCAGCCACAGAAUACUUCAUGCCCCAGAAACUGAAUGAUAAACAUACUGGAGGUUUCUGGAUUUACUUAAUUUUUCUACCAGUUUAUCAUUGAUUCUUUUUCUUAAAUUCAGAAUCAAUGAAUGAAGGAAAGAGUAUGGACCUGAAUUUAAUCUUUCUUUUGUAGUUAGUUGUACACUGAAGUAUCUCUUCCAAUCCUCAUGGAGCUAAGCAGACAAAACUGGAAAAAGUGUUCUGGUUUAUAUGAAAGUCAUUUUAAUCCAUUCUGAUCUCCAAAGAGCAUUUUUUGGAUGUUCCUCCCACUGAGUUUUCAAGAGUUUAGCAUGAAUACCUCAGACAGAGUUUCAAAAGACCUUAUUUCCUGUUAAAGGACAGGAGUUAGUUGUUUGAUUUUUCAAAAAAACACUCACAACCAAAACCUUUAGAAAAUCUAGCGUUGGUGUCACCAGUUCAGCACCAUUACGAGCACUGAGCAUUUGAACACUGGGAUCCUAAGUGCCCUUAAUGAGGCUUCCACUGUUCUUUAUUGAUUAAACUGUGCCAAUUUUUCAGUGUUAGACACUGUCAUGCAUGAACUUUAUGUACAUGAACCAUAUACUCUUCAUCCAUACGUGUAUAGUAUUAAUCUGAACAGACUGUUGAUGGGAGUGAGGGACAAGAUCUGAGCUAUGUGAGUUUUGAGAGUAGCUGAAAUUAUUUAGAGAUAAGCUAUGCCUGUAGUGGGGAUGAUUUUUCUUUUUUUUUUUUUUAAAAGUCUUGCAGAAAAAUCUUUGACUAGUUUCAGAUUAAUACUUCUUUUGAGAAAAAUGCAAUCACUGUCCUUUGGUUUAUUUGAAAGCUUUGUAGUACUCAGACACUCCAUGCAGGAAAUGUGCCUUCAAGGUAAGCAUACAUUUACUCCCUGAAGAUAUUCUUACUUUCAGCCCUCUUUCUAUUUCUCAUUAUUGUUUUGUUUAAUUUUUGUACUGUGGUAAGACUUGAGCUAUUGUAUGGAAUUUUGCCUAGAAAAAUAAAGUAUCUUUGAUCACGAAAGGUAAAGAUGAACAACA
Lepidothrix coronata (blue-crowned manakin) is the source of this 6289-nucleotide messenger RNA. RefSeq names its product stonin 2 (gene STON2). Gene Ontology annotation, biological process: clathrin-dependent endocytosis; regulation of endocytosis; synaptic vesicle endocytosis. NCBI's taxonomy places the organism in Eukaryota, Metazoa, Chordata, Aves, Passeriformes, Pipridae. The coding region runs from base 174 to 2837 and encodes 887 amino acids. Gene Ontology annotation, cellular component: synaptic vesicle; AP-2 adaptor complex. The record is from RefSeq and is a predicted model, not a curated record. Gene Ontology annotation, molecular function: clathrin-cargo adaptor activity. The transcript has 7 exons.